GUCGAUAGAUAAAGAAUCACGAAAUCAUAAAGGAAGAAGGAAGUUGAAAAACAUCAUAAAUUCAUCGUUUUCUUGGCAUAAUACGCUCAUCAAAUGAAUAUAUUUUGUGACUUAUUUACAAUGAAGAGAUUCUCGAAUAGUUUGUCGUUGUUUGUGUGUGUUUCAUUUAUCUCUAUGGUCUCGUGUGACUAUGGGAUAUUGUUGGCAAGCGUGAAGUAUAAUGACUCGGCUGGCCACAAGUUCUGUUUGGCGUACAACCCAAGCUUUCAGGACCUACCAACCAAUCAGGAAGAAGCACCUGUCCACAAAAUGGCCGACCUCAUGUCAAGUUUUGGCUGUGAGGCAUCCUCGAUAUCUGUGCAGCUCGAGGACAAAGUGGUCGUUGUGAAGCGAGGCAAUUGUUCAUUCUCUGACAAAGCAUACAAUGUUUACAAUGACAAUGCGACGGCGAUGAUUGUCAUCAACAUGAAUGGAACGGUAUUUCCUCCUGGAGCGACAAAUCUCUCUGAUUACGCGAACAUCAACAUGACUGUUGCAAUGAUAACUAAGGAAGAUUACGACCAAUUAAAGUCACUUGGGCCAGACUUGAACCUGCAGUUAUUCCAAGCAACAGCCAGUCGUGUUGAUUAUAACCUGAUUCUCAUCUGGAUAAUGGCGGUGUUUACAAUCUUCAUCGGAGCAUAUUGGGCGGGAGUCAACAAACAUCAACAAUAUCUAAAGAACAAGUUGACGGCUGGUAUGCCGCGCCGAGAUGAAGAAGAGGGACCGGACACCUCUGAGGAAGUGGAAACACUGGAUGUCAGUCCACUGGCUGUCAUAUUCUUUGUCAUCUUGAUUAUCGGCAUGCUGUUGGCACUUUAUUUCUUUUAUGAUUAUUUGGUGUACGCAGUGAUUGGGCUCUUCUGUCUGGCCUCUUGCAUUGCUCUCCAUGGCUGCUUGAAGCCCGUGGUGGCCAAGAUUCCUAUCUGUACAAAACAGUUGCCUCCUAACAAGAUCCCAAUUCUCUCAUCUCGUCCUGAGAUCAGGAACAUUGUGCUGUUCUUCUGCUGUUCUGCUGUUGUGAUCUGGUGGGCGAUCGAGAGGAAGGCCGGAUAUGCCUGGGUGCUGCAGGAUUUCCUUGGGAUAGUAUUCUGUGUCCACAUGAUGAAGACAAUCCGACUUCCCAACCUGAAGGCGUGUACCAUCCUCCUCUUGUUGCUGUUCGUUUAUGAUAUCUUCUUCGUCUUCAUCACGCCUCUGAUCACCAAGGGCAAGCAGAGUAUCAUGGUUCAGGUGGCAACCGGCCAGGGCAGCACGACGGGAGAACAGCUCCCCAUGGUGUUGAAGGUACCGCGCUUCAUCAAGACCGAUAUUGCUCUUUGCCAUAUUCCUUACUCUCUGCUGGGAUUUGGAGAUGUCCUCGUACCUGGUCUCCUCAUCUCCUACAUCCAUGGCUUUGAUCUCAGAGUGCAGAGCAGAUGUCGCAUUUACUUCAUGGCGACUCUUGUUGCAUAUGGUCUCGGGCUCCUGGUGACGUUCUGUGCGCUCAUAUUUAUGGAGAUUGGCCAACCUGCCCUUCUCUACCUCGUCCCCUUCACCUUAAUCACAGUGUUCAGCAUCAGCAUAUAUCGGAGAGAAUUCAGAUUGAUAUGGAAAGGUGAAGCGGUCAUCAGAAAAUCUAAGGAUAAAGACUUGGACACAGCUGACAAUACAAUAAAUAACGAUGUACCGAUAGUAGUCGUGACAACCAAUGGAAUCACAGCAUCUAUGAACAACCGACGGCCUAGUCCAAGCAGCGAUGGGGAACCAGAAAAUGUCAGAUUGUUGAGUGACAGUACAUAAACUACCUGAAUUUAAAAUGGACUUGCCCAGUCUCUCUCAAAGUCACUCACUUGGGUCAUACUCAUCUUGUUUGAAAGGGUGACAGUGAGAUGGAAUUACCUGAAAUCUAAAAUGGUCUUUCCCAGUCUCCAUGUAAACUACUUACUUGGGUCAUGCUCAUUUUGUUUGAAGGGUGUAAGCAACAUUGAGCUUUAAUGCAGUUUCCAUGGUUUCAGGUGGGUAUUCUUAGGCCUGUUCAAUAAUGGGUCACCUGAAGUCAUGGAAACGUUAUACAGACCUUUUCUAUAGCGAGAGGUCGGUAUUUUUCAGGAUUCUGGAGUAAACCAGAAAAUAGCUGUGAUGAGAUCGACAGCCAUAUUUUUAUAUUUUUAUUCAGGAUGGGCAGAAGACAGCGGCCAAUAGGGCCAAGGUCGUCUGUUGGGAUUUGGGAUGAGGCAUUUUCUAUAUCGGGACGCGAGGAAGGUCUGCCCUUUUCUUCCUCAAUAGUCAUUAUGUGCUUCUGUGUUUUCCCACGGCGGAAUCACUAAGCGAAUAUGUUUCUUGUGGUAUGAUGAUAAGUUGAUGUGCAGUGUACUCGAGAUGUAAUGUACAGUGUACUCGAGAUGUAAUGUACAGUGUACUCGAGAUGUAAUGUACAGUGUACUCGAGAUGUAAUGCACCUACAUGUAAAUCUAUUUAUAUUGGAUUUAUUU
Lineus longissimus is the source of this 2513-nucleotide messenger RNA. RefSeq names its product signal peptide peptidase-like 2B. Gene Ontology annotation, biological process: membrane protein proteolysis. Bases 94 to 1821 code for a protein of 575 amino acids. Gene Ontology annotation, cellular component: lumenal side of endoplasmic reticulum membrane; Golgi-associated vesicle membrane; lysosomal membrane. The transcript is spliced from 14 exons. Gene Ontology annotation, molecular function: aspartic endopeptidase activity, intramembrane cleaving. Lineage: Eukaryota; Metazoa; Nemertea; Pilidiophora; Heteronemertea; Lineidae. The record is from RefSeq and is a predicted model, not a curated record.